This is a messenger RNA of Planococcus citri (citrus mealybug), 784 nucleotides long. It is a transcript of the gene Pfdn5, whose product is annotated as prefoldin 5. The record is from RefSeq and is a predicted model, not a curated record. Gene Ontology annotation, cellular component: cytoplasm; prefoldin complex. The transcript has 5 exons. Bases 123 to 608 code for a protein of 161 amino acids. NCBI's taxonomy places the organism in Eukaryota, Metazoa, Arthropoda, Insecta, Hemiptera, Pseudococcidae. Gene Ontology annotation, biological process: RNA polymerase I assembly; protein folding; RNA polymerase II core complex assembly.
UUGGCUACACUGAAUCUAAAUCUAUCACAAUUUUUACCAUGUUGUUUUUUUCGUGAAUUUUUCUAUAAUUUUGUAAAAAUAUUAAUAUUCUAUGAUUAACUAGAAGCAAUUAAAUUUCAAAAAUGGAAAAAGCUGCGCCUGCCGGUCCGAAGAUAGUAGAAAUCGAUCUACACAAACUAACGUUACCAGAAUUGUCACACCAAAAGCAACAGUUUGACCAGGAGUUAUCUUACUUACAAGAUUCCAUACACACGUUGAAAGUCAUUCAAAGUAAAUUUCAAGAAUCGAGGAAAAGUGUGGAAAAAGCUCAGAAAUAUUCUGCCGGACAAAAAUUGCUAGUUCCUCUGACCGGAUCUAUGUACGUCGAUGGUGAAAUCGCCGAAACAGAUUCGUUUAUUAUUAAUGUUGGAACUGGAUAUUAUAUUCGCAAGAACGCCGAAGGUGCGAAAGACUAUUUCCAACGUAGGCUUACAUAUCUUAUUCAGCAAAUAGAAACUUUACAAGCUCUAGGCAACGAAAAGAGUAGAAUAAAAGAUGCCAUCGUAGGAGUAAUGCAAACCAAAAUUCAAGCCUUAGCUCAGCAAGCUAAAGCGAAAGAAGAAUCAUAAUCCUGUACUAAAUUAACCUUAUAAGUUUAUUGUACAUAUUCUUAACUAUUUAUCAGCUUUGUAAUACUGUUUCUUUUUUUAUGCAUCUCAUUGUACUUAUAGAAAUCCGGAAAUUAAUACACAACUGAUGUGAUUGUUGAUAAUAUUUAAUAUAAUUUUUAUAUUCCUUACAGUGA